Messenger RNA from Brenthis ino (lesser marbled fritillary), 639 nucleotides. NCBI's taxonomy places the organism in Eukaryota, Metazoa, Arthropoda, Insecta, Lepidoptera, Nymphalidae. The record is from the annotation of a GenBank genome assembly.
AUGGCCGAAAAUAAAAUAUGGAAAGAGCAAAACCUAACCUGUAAGCCGUUAGAUAAUUUAGAAGAAAUCUCAUCAUUUUUGCAAGAUCCACCGAGUUGGAGGUCUUUGUGUAUUGAAAUUAAACGGCAUAGUGAAAAAGUGGUGAAAAAUACAGAUAUUAAUAAAUUUUUUGGUGAAAAUUUACUCGAAACACCGCAAACAUUUUGUCACUAUGAUCCGGAAGCGGAUGAAGAGGUUGAACGUCACGGGAGAGAGAAGUUGCCAAAAACAUUAGUUUGCCAUGAUAUGGCUAAUGGAUAUCAUGAUGAUUGUGUAAUAGACGGCACGGGCAACUAUAGCGCGUACACGUUCUAUAACUGGAGCGCUGUCGACAUAUUCUGUUACUUCAGCCAUCACUUCAUCACGAUACCUCCUCUGGGUUGGAUCAAUGUAGGGCACGCACAUGGGGUCAAAGUUAUUGGUACUGUAAUAACGGAAUGGGGGGAGGGGGUGGCGUUGUGGGAUAAGAUCCUGCAGUCGGAGGCUGAAUGGAGGCACUUCGCUAGCGCGCUCGUUGCCAUCGCCAAGACUCUGCGCUUCGAUGGCUGGCUUCUUAAUGUUGAGAAUAAGGCAAGUGGGAGUGGGCGUAUUACUACGAAA